Molecule: messenger RNA, 3063 nt
Organism: Penicillium salamii
Lineage: Eukaryota; Fungi; Ascomycota; Eurotiomycetes; Eurotiales; Aspergillaceae
Source: the annotation of a GenBank genome assembly
AUGUAUAACGCAAUGAACCAGGCACCCGGCGAGGAUCCAUCCAAUCCGCAUUACAUGGCCCAGCAACCGUCUCAACAGUAUCCCGCUGGGUAUGCUCAAGGGGCUGCGCCCCCGCAGCCAGGGGCACCUCAGGCCAGCCCAGCUCAAAACCAAUGGGCCGCCUACGGAUCACCACAACAACCAGGCUUGGCCAGCCCAGGCGCCGCAUACAAUGCCCAACAAGCACCGAUGGGUGGGGCAGGAGAGCCAGGAAUGGGAGGAUUGACCUCACAGAUGAGCGGCUUAGGAAUUGCAGCGGAUGUGGGACCCAGGACGAACCGAAAGAAGCAUCGCCAUGCCCACCAUGACAUCGGAGGUGGUGCGGCACCACCUGCGCAAGCUUUUAAUAAUGGAAUGGACCAGGCGGGUCUGCAGCAGCAACCGUCUCAGUUCCUGAACACAGGCCUCAAUCAGCAUGCUGAUCGACCAGUAUCUCCAGCGGUGGGGUUGGUCUCCGCGCAAUCAGCUGGACCCCAGAUACCUGGGAUGCAGAGCGGUGCUGGCGCGGUACCUACUGCAGGACGAAUUGACCCCGAACACAUCCCUAGUAUCCCACGAUCGCGCGACCUACCCGCUCAGUACUACUUCAAUCAUGUCUAUCCGACCAUGGACCAGCACCUCCCCCCACCAGCAGCGAUUCCGUUCGUGGCCCAGGAUCAAGGCAACUCAUCACCGAAAUACGCUCGCUUAACCCUCAACAACAUCCCCUCCGCUUCCGAUUUCCUCGCCUCAACCGGUCUGCCUCUGGGUAUGGUCCUGCAACCCCUCGCACCUUUGGACCCUGGCGAACAACCGAUCCCCGUGCUGGACUUUGGGGAUGCUGGCCCCCCUCGAUGCCGAAGAUGUCGGACCUACAUCAACCCGUUCAUGUCUUUCCGAUCCGGUGGAAGCAAGUUUGUCUGCAACAUGUGUACAUUCCCGAACGAUACGCCCGCCGAAUACUUCUCGCCCCUGGACCCAUCUGGUGCGCGCGUUGAUCGCACGCAGCGCCCUGAAUUGAUGAUGGGAACUGUUGAAUUCACGGUACCUAAGGAAUACUGGAACAAGGAGCCUGUGGGUCUUCAAACUCUCUUCUUGAUCGAUGUCAGCCGCGAGUCGGUCCAUCGGGGUUUCUUGAAGGGGGUGUGUGAAGGUAUUAAGGAAGCUCUGUACGGCAACAGCGACGGGUCAACAGAGACAUCCGAAGACGCUGAAUCCUCUCGGCAAUUGCCCGUGGGUGCAAAGGUCGGCAUUGUCACCUAUGAUAAAGAAGUGCACUUCUACAACCUGACUGUAUGUGCCCUAUGUGCCCCCAUCCCUCAAUUUGUACUAAAGAAGCUACAGUCAACCUUGGAUCAGGCCCAGAUGAUGGUCAUGACCGAUUUAGAGGAGCCAUUUGUGCCCUUGAACGAAGGCCUUUUCGUGGACCCUUAUGAAUCGAAAUCUGUCAUCACUUCACUUCUCAGUCGCAUACCUACCAUUUUCUCCUCUAUCAAGAACCCCGAAUCCGCUUUACUGCCUACCUUGAACUCGGCCCUUUCAGCUCUCCAAGCCACCGGUGGCAAGGUCAUUUGCGCAGCGGCGAGCUUGCCUAACUUCGGCCCAGGGCCACUAUCUGUCCGCGAGGAUCCAAAAAUCCAUGGAACAGACGCUGAGCGAAAACUGUUCGCCGCAGAGAACCCACUUUGGAAGAAGACAGCAACCAAGCUUGCCGAAGCUGGUGUUGGUGUUGACGUAUUCCUGGCAGCCCCUGGUGGCACUUAUCUGGAUGUGGCAACAAUUGGACAUGUUUCUAGCCUCACUGGUGGCGAGACUUUCUUCUACCCCAACUUCCAUGCCCCACGCGAUAUUCGCAAGCUGCGCAAUGAGCUAACACAUGUCAUCACUCGAGAGACUGGAUAUCAAACUUUGAUGAAAGUCCGGUGCUCCAAUGGACUCCAAGUUUCUGCCUACCAUGGAAACUUCGUCCAGCACACUCUUGGUGCUGAUCUGGAAAUCGCCGGCGUCGACGCCGAUAAGGCCUUUGGCGUGCUCUUUAGCUAUGAUGGCAAGCUUGAUCCUAAGCUGGAUGCGCACUUCCAGGCUGCAUUGCUGUAUACCUCGGCAGAUGGCCAGCGGCGCGUUCGAUGUGUCAACGUCGUCGCUGCAGUUAACGAGGGAGGUAUGGAGACCAUGAAAUUUGUUGACCAGGAUGCCGUUGUUUCGGUCAUUGCAAAGGAGGCCGCGUCCAAAACACUGGACAAGACCCUCAAGGACAUUCGGGCGAAUAUUUCAGAAAAGACGGUCGACAUCUUCAGCGGAUACCGCAAGAUCUUCUCCGGUUCUCAUCCUCCCGGUCAGCUGGUCUUGCCCGAGAACCUGAAAGAAUUCUCGAUGUACAUGCUCAGCUUAGUCAAGUCGCGAGCUUUCAAGGGUGGCAAUGAAUCCUCGGACCGCCGUAUACAUGACAUGCGCAUGAUCAAGUCGAUGGGCUGCACUGAGCUAUCGUUGUAUCUCUACCCGCGAAUCAUCCCCGUGCACAACAUGCAGCCGGAAGAUGGAUUUGCGAACGAACAUGGUCAGCUCCAAAUUCCCCCAUCGUUGCGAGCCAGUUUCUCUCUUAUCGAAGAGGGCGGUGUCUACAUUGUGGACAACGGACAGAGCGUCCUCCUCUGGCUGCACGCACAGGUCUCGCCCAAUCUACUGGAAGACCUCUUCGGGCCGGGCCAAGCCGCGCUCCAACAGCUCAACCCCAACACCUCCUCACUGCCGAUUCUGGAGACGCAUCUCAACGCCCAGGUUCGGAACCUGCUGCAAUAUCUCUCGACCGUGCGCGGAUCCAAGUCCGUGACGAUCCAACUCGCACGCCAGGGCCUAGAUGGGGCGGAGUAUGAAUUUGCCCGACUCCUCCUGGAGGACCGGAACAAUGAGGCGCAAAGCUACGUUGACUGGUUGGUGCAUAUCCACCGCCAGAUUAAUUUGGAGCUGGCUGGUCACCGCAAGAAGGAAGAGACCGGCGAGGGCACCCUGGCUAGUCUGUCUGCCAUGCGGGCGCCGUAUUGGUAG